AGAUGACGUCGGUUGCCAAGGUGUAUUACAGCCAAACCACUCAGACAGAAAGCCGGCCCCUAAUGGGCCCAGGGAUACGACGGAGGAGAGUCCUGACAAAAGACGGCCGCAGCAAUGUGAGAAUGGAGCACAUUGCUGACAAGCGCUUCCUCUACCUCAAGGACCUGUGGACAACCUUCAUUGACAUGCAGUGGCGCUACAAGCUUCUGCUUUUCUCUGCAACCUUUGCAGGCACCUGGUUCCUCUUUGGUGUGGUGUGGUAUCUGGUAGCUGUAGCCCAUGGGGACCUGCUGGAGCUGGGACCCCCAGCCAACCAUACCCCCUGUGUGGUACAGGUGCACACGCUCACCGGGGCCUUCCUCUUCUCCCUUGAGUCCCAGACCACCAUUGGCUAUGGCUUCCGCUACAUCAGUGAGGAGUGCCCGCUGGCCAUCGUGCUUCUUAUUGCCCAGCUGGUGCUCACCACCAUCCUGGAAAUCUUCAUCACGGGUACCUUCCUGGCAAAGAUUGCCCGGCCCAAGAAGCGGGCAGAGACCAUCCGUUUCAGCCAGCAUGCGGUUGUAGCUGCACACAAUGGAAAGCCCUGUCUUAUGAUCCGAGUCGCCAACAUGCGUAAGAGCCUCCUCAUUGGCUGCCAGGUGACAGGCAAACUGCUUCAGACCCACCAGACAAAGGAGGGUGAGAACAUCCGGCUCAACCAGGUCAAUGUGACUUUCCAAGUGGACACGGCUUCUGACAGCCCCUUCCUCAUCCUGCCCCUUACCUUCUACCAUGUGGUGGAUGAGACCAGUCCCUUGAAAGACCUCCCCCUCCGCAGUGGUGAGGGUGACUUCGAGCUGGUGCUGAUCCUAAGUGGGACAGUGGAAUCCACCAGCGCCACCUGCCAGGUGCGCACUUCCUACCUGCCGGAGGAGAUCCUUUGGGGCUACGAGUUCACACCCGCCAUCUCGCUGUCAGCCAGUGGCAAAUACAUAGCAGACUUUAGCCUUUUUGACCAAGUUGUGAAAGUAGCCUCUCCGAGUGGCCUCCGUGACACCAGUGUACGCUACAGAGACCCUGAAAAGCUCAAGUUGGAGGAGUCAUUAAGGGAGCAGGAUGAGAAGGAGGGCAGUGCCAUUAGUGUGCGCAUCAGCAAUGUCUGAUGGCUUGGUUCCCCACCCCCCCAUACUUCUGGUCUCUUUUCCUCUUUUGGCAUCCUGGGUGAGGGAUAUUACCCAGGCUUACUGGACAGCCCCAGAAGCACCCUUCUCCACUCCCUCUUCUUUAACCCAGUUGGCCUGUGGUAGUCUAGGCCAACUGGACUUCCUCCCGUUGUUCCCUUCACCUCGACGCACUUCCACCCCAAGAUGCACACGUCCCUUAAGCCAGGAUGGGGGAAGGAGAGGGAAGAUUAGGCUGAAGUGGCUUAGAAGGCCUCAGCCAUGCCUGGAGACUCACAUUAGGAGGACCAUGCAGUUGGAUGGAUAGGCUCCCCCCACCCCGCCACCUCUCACCACCACCACCAGAAAGUUUGGUGCUUUGAGGCUGGAGCCCCCUCCCUAUCUUUCCACUUAGCAAGUUCCCUAAGGCAAGACUCUCCCUCUGAUGGUCCCUUUGGGGUUUGUGCCCUCAGAAAUAUAGGAGUCCAGAAUCAUUUUAUUCUGAAGUCUCUACCAGAACCUGUUGAAAGAAGCCAGGGUUUUUCAUGGUGUAGUUAAUUUCUGUUGGCAACUCCUGACUAUGACCUGGGACCUUGGUCCCCAUUGUUCUCCUCUUUCUAGUUUCUCAAGUGGACACUUAGGAUACCCAGAUCCCACAUAGAUGCCUCUGCUCCCAGAGAACUGGAGUUGACCUGGGAGAUACAAAGCAUACAGGCACAGCCACCACACCUGUUCCUGACCUGAAUACUGAACUCUUUAUUGUGGGGUGACUAAUGCAGAGCUAUUGUCUAAAACCUUGAACCUAGCCUCCAGGCAGCCCUGGGGGGAUCUGUUUCCCUGUGUCCCAUGAAAGUAAUGACCUUCCCCAAUAUGUUCCCCUGGAAAAAGUCCAAUGCCCAGGCCCCACAGAAAGGUCUGGAAAUGGUGUUCCAGAUUACACUGUCCCUGGCUUCUCUGAUUCUUUCCUGCCCAGCCCACUCUCACCUAAACCCAACUUUGGAGGAAGGGGGAGAAAAUGCAAGGGCCUUCCUCUCUUACCACUAAAACUAGACUCACAGGGCACAGGGUCCCCAGAAAAGUUAAACCAACCAAAUGGGAUGAGUACAUUCUCCGAUUUCCAGACUGCUGUGUAGAGCUUCUGGGAAUUGGCAAUGCUUUGUUAAGGUCUGGGCAGAGGCAGGACUCUGUGGCUGGCAGAUACUGUUCACCCUGUUACCCCUCCCAGUGCCCUUCUGAAAAGUGCCAGCUAUUUUGUUAGGCAGUGCUGGGAGGGAAGGAAAUUAUACCUCCUGAUCAAAUAACCAUGGUCUCCCUCAGCC
Molecule: messenger RNA, 2458 nt
Organism: Lipotes vexillifer (Yangtze River dolphin)
Lineage: Eukaryota; Metazoa; Chordata; Mammalia; Artiodactyla; Lipotidae
Gene: KCNJ10
Product: potassium inwardly rectifying channel subfamily J member 10
Exons: 1
Coding region: 3-1142 (379 amino acids)
Biological process (GO): regulation of monoatomic ion transmembrane transport; potassium ion import across plasma membrane
Cellular component (GO): plasma membrane
Molecular function (GO): inward rectifier potassium channel activity
Source: RefSeq, a predicted model, not a curated record